CAUGUGCAGUGCCGUACAGUCCAGGCCUUUCCCGCUGCUGCUCUUGACCGAACUGUGGACGUUAACGCUAACGCGAGUCCGGAAGAACCUCGAGUGCCGGCCCCGGCAUGAGGUUUCCCAGGAGGCUGCUCGGGGGGGUGAUACGACCCUAUUCCUAGUGCUGGCUGUGCUGCUCCUCUUCUUCGUGGGAGCCGCUCUGACCAUGCUCCUGCCUAAAGUGGCGGACAAUGGGGUGUCUGUGCUGCGGAGAGAGGGUGUCACACAGCCUGACGCGCACAACUCCUUCACCAUCAUCAUGCAGUCCUAUAAUCGCACUGACCUGUUGCUGAAGCUGCUCAAUCACUACCAAGCUGUCCCGCACCUGCACAAGAUCAUAAUCGUCUGGAACAGCGUGGGAUCCAAAGUGCCCAGAGAGCUGUGGGACUCGCUGGGUCCACACCCAGUCCCUGUCAUCUUCAAGGAACAGACAGUCAAUAGGAUGAGGAACCGAUUACAGCCUUUUGCUGAGAUUGAGACCCAGGCUGUGUUGAUGCUCGAUGAUGACACAUUAAUCAGCGCCUUUGACCUGGAGUUUGCAUUCUCUGUGUGGCAGCAAUUCCAGGACCGAAUUGUGGGCUUUGUGCCUCGGAAGCACGUGGUGACAGCUUCGGGGACGUUGAGUUAUGGCAGCUUCGAGCUGCAGAGCGCCAUCGGGGGAAGCGGAGACCAUUACUCCAUGGUGCUGAUCGGAGCCGCCUUCUUCCACACCUCAUAUCUGCAACGCUUUGCAGCACAGCCCCCAGCGGUCACCAGCCUCAUUGACGAGACUCAGAACUGCGAUGACAUCGCCAUGAACUUUAUGGUGGCCCAGCACACAGGCGCGGCGGCCGGGGUCUUUGUCCGCCCGGUGGACAUGAGGAACCUGGAGAAGGAUGGCACCAGCGGCUUCAGUGGCAUGUGGCACCGACCAGAGCACCUGCUGCAGCGGUCAUGGUGUCUGAACCGCCUGGCAUCCAUCUACGGCAACGUGCCCCUGAAGUACUCCAACAUCAUGGUCUCGCAGUUUGGCUUCCCCAACUACGCCAAUCACAAAGCCAAAAGCUGAGCACAGUCAGUGCAGCUGUAGCCAUGCAGAGAACGUGAGGGUGUGCAUUGUACAAGCUGCAUGUAACUUGCUGUGCUGACACCCACAUGCCUAGCUGGCACAGGUUACACUAAGUGCUGCACUGGGGCCAGGAUCCCUGUGUGUGGAGUACAGUCUCUUGCUCGCUCAGUCAGACCUGUUGUGAUUAUACUGAUACUCCUGGAGGAUUCUGUAGUGCAUCCAUUGCCUAGGUUCUGUGCCAAGUCAUUUCCUAAGUGGGACCAGAGCUCUAUUCUGGUCAAGAGUCAGUGUCGCCAGGAAGCAGUCUGGCUCCUGCAAUCUUGAUGCCUCGAGUUAUUGAUGUGUUUGAUACGUGUUCCAGAAGCGGAAUGUAAUUUUAAGGAGCAGGUGGUGCCUUUGGUGACUGUGACUGAUGCCACUGACCUCUGCUAACUUUGCCUGUAUGUUAUCUGUGUAUCCAGUAGUUGUAAGUGUUUAUUGAAGAGCAAUAAAGAUCUCAGAUGUG
This is a messenger RNA of Callorhinchus milii (elephant shark), 1589 nucleotides long. RefSeq names its product exostosin-like glycosyltransferase 2 (gene extl2). NCBI's taxonomy places the organism in Eukaryota, Metazoa, Chordata, Chondrichthyes, Chimaeriformes, Callorhinchidae. The record is from RefSeq and is a predicted model, not a curated record. Gene Ontology annotation, molecular function: glycosyltransferase activity. Gene Ontology annotation, cellular component: membrane. The coding region runs from base 2 to 1084 and encodes 360 amino acids. The transcript has 4 exons.